GGAGGUGCGUAGUGGCAGUGAGGGUGACGAGGAGGGUGUGUGUGCAGCCAGUGCUGGAACCGUCCCAGGCACCAGCAGGAGGUCGAAGAGACUGUCUGGGACCCAAACACUGCCAGCCUGCGAGGUGAUAAUGGCGUGUGUCCUGUGUGAGGCAAGGUGGGGCGUGAGGCCAGCCGCCCCCAGCUUGUGAGGUGGUGGAGGCCGCAGGACCAUGCGUGAGGCCCCCUUGAGGCGGGUGCUGCUCGAAGACCUCCCGUCCCUGCUGGCGUGCCACACUGUGCCUGCCCAGUCAGCUGACCUGGCCCCCGUUCACGGCGCCAGGGCCAGGACCGCCCACACCCACGCCCACGUCAUGGAGAAGAGGCCAACGGGCGAGGGGGGUGGGGAGGGCGGAGUGGGCGGGGUGGCGGCUGACCUCCGGGAUAAGCUCACCCUGAGGGCGGGCGUCGUCAAUGGCAUGAAGAUAGGCACCACGGAUGCCGAGGUGCAUGUGCCAGCCCUCAAGUGCCGCCCACCCGCACCGCCCGCGCCGCCCGUGCCGGAGGAGCAGUGUUCAGAGUCUAGUCAGGAGUCUAAGAGUGACCUCAAUGGUGCAGUGUGCAAUGGGCAUACUGUCUCCGAGGCCACCAGCAGUGGCAGCAUUGCUGUGUCUGACACUUUCUCCCUGGCCUCAGAGCGCUCAUCAGAUUCAUCCCAGUCUCUGUGUGGGGCGCGGCCCAGGACCCGACACACCUCCGGGGGCUCCCAGGGCACCCAGAGCACUCCGGCCCAUGACCUCAGCUCUGCCAGUGACAGUUUAGUGACGCCAGAAAUAUGCAUAAGUCCUGUGCCUCCAGCAGCGGCAGUGGACGACCUUGUUGUGGAGUACAUUAAUUAUGAGAACGAGUUGCAAAUGUCCGCUAUAAUGAGGCUAAUCCAGAAGGAUCUGUCCGAACCUUACUCUAUAUACACUUAUAGAUAUUUUAUACAUAAUUGGCCCAAGCUGUGCUUCCUGGCUGUCUCGAAUGGAGAGGUGGUGGGAGCCAUCGUUUGUAAGCUGGACGUGCACAAGAAAGUCACAGUCCGAGGCUAUAUUGCAAUGCUUGCUGUUGAUCACAGGUUUCGGAAAAGAAAAAUAGGGUCUAACUUGGUGCAGAGAGCAAUCCGUGCCAUGGCCUCAGAUGAUGCAGAUGAGGUAGUGUUGGAGACGGAGAUCACCAACAAGCCAGCUCUCAGGCUCUAUGAGAACCUGGGCUUCGUCCGUGACAAGAGGCUCUUCCGGUACUAUCUUAAUGGGGUGGAUGCCCUGCGGUUGAAGCUGUGGCUCAGAUAAGAUCAAGACUACUAAGUGUGUGUGUGUGUGCGUGCAUACAUGUGUGUGUCGGUCCUAAAAAUAGUGAGGUGGGCAGAGAACCGUGCCAACCCCUGCCCCGCCCCGCCUUGCCAUGCCCUGCCCCGCCCUGCCAUGCCCUGACCUGCCUACCACUUCACUAGCCUGCAGGGUAGCACAAGGUUACCACUGAUGAUGUGAAGGUUUGGUUCAUGCUCAUGCCAACGGGAGUCUCAGGUCUAAGUCAGUUUUGUUAAUUGUUAUUGUUGUUAUUGUCAUUAUUCUUAUUACAACAUCCAUUCUUUUGUUAUUAUGAUUAAUCAUCAGCAGCAGUACUCUGUUAUAUGUGAUAAUUCAGUAUUAUUGGCAACACCUUAGUCAAAAGAAAUUUAUGAUGUGACCAAGUCCAGCUUAAAGAGAUGUAUGCUGGGGAUGUAUGGACUGCAGUACAUGACUGAAGGCUGAUUAUGUAUAGCAAUAACUUAAUAUACCAAGUGCUGAUACAGUGGGGUGUUGUCCAGUGCAGUUAUGGUGUAAUAUUAAUCUGCACAAGUGGCAGGGGAGAACUGUGCACCAAGUGUAAAAUGUGUAGCCAGCAAUGAUUAAUGUAUCCUAGCAGGCAAUGAUGUUAUCCCAUUUCAACCCAUAUCCCAAGCUUGCUUUUUUGUGCUUGGUCUCUCAGACUUUUAUUUAUUUUCUUUAUUUGUAAUUGUAUGCGAGUGAUAAUCUCUGACUAUAGUAGAAACAUUCUCUCUCUCUCUCUCCAUUACUCCAGCUGCCAUCAAAUGCAACCAGCAUGAUUUAUGUGUGCAGGAAGGACAAGUGUUCAGUAUGCUAGUCAAAUGAGCUCACAGUGUUGCCAGGCUUUUAAGUGUCUAUGCUUUGGUCUGAGGUGAGGUGAAGUGCACCCAUGUAUAGUGUAUCUGAGCUAAUCCUGCAAUGACUCACCAUUAUUGAACAUAUUAAAGUGUCUAUUCUACAGACAAUAAUAUUGCAGAGUGAAGGUUCUUAGUGGAUAUGUGCUGCUAAUGCAAGCACUUCCCCAAAACUGUCUUGCAGUCUAGUGUUGCAAGAACUGAAUAAGAAGCUGAUCUUAUCAUGUGCUUCUCUCAUCACUGUUGGGCUGGAGGUGCUGAUCCUGCUGUGGUACUGCUGGUGUACUGCUGAUGGUAGCUUACAUGACAUGCUUAUCUAAAUGAUGCACCUAAGAUGAUGCAGUGCCUAUCUAUAACUUCACACAAAAUUAUUAUGAUCACACUGGGAAUGAGCCUAGGAUCUCCUUGAGUUUGGCAUUAACUCAUUGCCUGCUUCUUUCACUUCAGUCUGCUUCCUGCUGGCUUCCUUGACCUCUCUCAUGGGCUUUACAUCCAUGUGUGCAGUGCAGCUACUGCCAUUGAUAUUGGCAAGGUGUUGGCACAUGUAGUGCAUUAUAUUUAUAUUAUAUUGGUAAGGAUCUUACAUGAGAAGACAAGACUAUAUUUUAUUUUUCCAAUUGAUGCCUUUAUUUUUAUGGUAUCAUGAAUUGCUCAUUUUCAUAAGGUAUCCUGCUGGUGUAAAUGAAUGGCACAAAACAACACCCCACUGUUGUUAUUGCAUUAACUGACUGCCCUCACUGUCACUACCAUGAGUUGGCUAUGAAUGAUUUAUCAACUGCUUCAAGAGCCUAUGUAAGUGCUCAUUUAAGUCAAUUAAUGUCUAACAAUAUAGUGACAAAAUAUUACAAAGAACAAUAAGAUGAUACUUUACUAUCUAGGUAGCUCAUUGAAUGGCUUAACAAAUUGCUUGCCUCACUGAAAAGCUUGGCUUGCUGCCCAUUUUCCUCUCCAGCAAGUAUUUUAGGUAAAUUUUUCUUUCCUAACUUCUCAUGUUCUGCUUCUGCAAGAUAACAUCCAAGAAGAAAAUGCUGAAACAAAUUAGGUAGAACAAAGUUGCCCUGUUGCAUGGUAACAAGAUGUCUUAAGGGAGGGAUUCCUGGCCCUCUAUCCUUUUCUUUUGAAGUUGCCUUCAUGACACAUGAGAGGCAAAGACAUUUCUGAAUGUUUUUUCAGGGAUGAAAUAAAAAAACUGUAAUUACAAGUCAGUGAGUAGUGUUGACAGGUCAUCAUCCUUUUGAAAUGGGCUUAGGGAAACCUGGCACUGAGAAGUAAAUCACUUAAAUCUUGGACUGGCCCAGCACUUAGCACUGAGGGAAAUGGAGCCUAUGAUAAUGGUCAUUGUUAUUGCAGUUAACUCCUGAUUCAUUGAAUAAAUGAGGAUAAGGAGAUUAUGACACAAUAUUGUGUCACAGGUGCAAAUUAUAAUUUUCCAUGAAUGUAUUGAAUUUGAAUAUUUCAUGCCAAUUUGUUGCUGGAUUGACCACAAUUUACUCUUCAAAAUUUUAAUGCAACUGAAAGAUUUCAUAAUGUAAAUUCAGGUGAUAGAGAAGAAAAAGUUGAACCCUCAUUGUACUCUUGUCUGAACUGAAAGAUAUACAGUAGUGUAUGUACCUGAUAAGGUAGUGAAUGUUUGGUCUGGUCUUUUAUGUUGGAGCCCCCUCCAUGUGACAGGGAACAGGUGUGGUCCAGUCAAGGAGAUCUGACCUUGCAGUCUAGCAAGAUCUGAUGGCCAGGAAUUUUCCCCCAAUUUGUAUGUUUCUAAUAUUGUUGCCAAAGAUCAGCAGUGAUCUUUGCCUUCCCUGUAUUCUUUUCCUCCUGUAAUAGUUUAUUGUCUGUUUAUCAAGUUGUGUGGUAUAAGCUAUUCAAGGUGUACAAAUACAGCAUUGUCCCCCUCUUCUACACUGAACAUCCCCAGUCUGUCCUUUAUUUAUAAUCUAAACUAGAAACUUCACAUCUUAUCUCUAGCUAAAACAUCUUCUAUGAAGUUAGGCAUUCUGAGAUGUCUCUGCCAGUUUUUCUCACCCUUCCAGCAGCUAACUCUGUACAGGGGCCUUAUCCAUCCAUGUAUGGAGUAUGCUUCACAUGUUUGGGGGGUUCCACUCGUAUUGCUCUUCUAGACAGGGUGAAAUCAAAAGCUUUUUGUCUUAUCAACUGACUGUCUUCAGCCUCUUUCUCACUGCUGCAGUGUUGCAUCUCUUGCUAUCUUCUACCUCUAUUUUCAUGCUAAUUGCCCUUCUGAUCUUGCUAACUGCAUGCCACCCUUCCUCCCACAGCCUCUAUGCACAAGACCUCCUUUCUUUCACCCCUAUUCAGUCUACCUCUCUAAUGCAAGAGUUAACCAGUAUUCUCAGUCAUUCAUCCCUUUCUCUGGUAAACUCUGGAACUCCCUGCCUGCUUCUGUAUUUCCACCUUCCUAUGACUUGAACUCCUUCAAGAGGGAGGUUUCAAGACACUUUUUUUCCUUCAAGAGGGAGAUUUCAAGAUACUUUUCCUUUAAUUUUUGACUACUGCUUUGGACCCUAUUUGGGGAUUGGCAUCUCUAUGGGCAUUUUUUUUUUUUAAUUGUAUUUUUGUUGCCCUUGGCUGGUGUCCCUCCUACAUAAAAAAAUAAAUAAAAUGAAAAUUAAUAGAAAAAUACACACAAGAGGUUUGUCAGUUAUCUUCUCAUGCAGGACUGGUCCCAAUGCUCCAGUUGUUUCAGCACCUGCUUUGUACUGGAUGAAGAGUGGCCUCAGCAUGAAAGACAAACUCAGUUGUAUUUUCCUGGCUGAGGAAUUUACUGAUGGAUCUUUCAAUUUUGAAACAAGCAGAAAAAUUACAAUGCUGACUGGCUGCUGACCAUCCCAUGACAUGUACACUUUGGAAAGAAAUUCAAAGCAGGGAGACUUCUCUACCCUCUCAUCUCUAAGCCUCUUUUUCUCCCACUUUGCUUUCUUGGUGCCCACCAUAUCAACACCAUCCUUUCACUUCUUUAUCCAAGGAUCUAUUUGGUACUAUCUUGGAUCAAGAGCAUGACAAUUUCAUAUAUGCCUUGAGUCAAUCAGCAUGCUUCAUCAUUCUACAAUCUUCUCUGGAGAGUCUGCUGGCUAGGGAUGUCUAAGAUAAAAAUGCCACCAGAUAUCCUGUCUAUAUAUAUAUAUAUAUAUAUAUAUAUAUAUAUAUAUAUAUAUAUAUAUAUAUAUAUAUAUAUAUAUAUAUAUAUAUAUAUAUACAGUGGAACCUUGGUUGUUGAACUUAAUUCACUCCUGAAUAUCAUUCAGAAUCCAAAUGUUCAAAAGCCAAAACUAUUUUCUCCAUAGGAAUCAAUGUAAAAUGGAUUAAACUGUUCCUAGACACUAGUCUACGCUGUCUUAGCGGCUUAUGACAGACACUCCCACAGCCAAGAUGGCUGCUUCACAACAUCCCCAGCUCACAAAUUAUUUAUCCAGAAAGGAUGUAUUGAAUGAACUUUGUGACACGGAACUCAUCAGAAGAUACUGUUUAGACUGAUUUAAUGAGGGAAGCCUUACGGAGGGACACAGAGAGAAGCAACCUUCUUACCAACAAAAUGAAGGUGAUCAUAACACUUAGAUAUCUUGGUGCUGGGAAAAGCUGCUAGAAAAAAUGCAGUUGUGCAGUAGUGAUGGUGUUGAGGGGCUCAUUGAGAGAACCACAGGUGGCUUGGAAGGGAUUACUCCUGAGCACUGAAAAUGGUUUGUUUACAUCGAGGUUUUUCAGUGGGAUCACAUUUACCGUAUUUCAGAUUGAAUUACUGUCUUACACGCUGUGUCUCUCCUCCAAAUACAUAAAAACAAAGUAGAUAUUUAUAGAAACCAUAAAUUAGUAAUGAAUGGCAGGUUUUGCUAUGUCUUUUACUAUUUGAAAUCAACUAGCUUUGUUCUAGAACCGAGUUAUGGUACCACAACUGAAGCAAUAAUGACUUCAAAAUGAUUUUUGAAAAGGGAGGGAUUCAGUAACUGAGGUUCCACUGUAAGUAUAUAUAUAUAUAUAUAUAUAUAUAUAUAUAUAUAUAUAUAUAUAUAUAUAUAUAUAUAUAUAUAUAUAUAUAUAUAUAUAUGCUAUUAGUUUAUUACUUUUUUCACUAAUUUUUCAACAGUGUGGGUGCUACAGCUACACAGAUGACAAGUGAUUGGAUUUAGUGAGUCACUUGAAAGACAUCUUAGGCCACCUUUUGGCUACAGCAGCUUCUCAAGGCUUUUCCUAAUUUCAGCACGUGAAUGGAAAACAAAUUCAAGAUAAAAUUGCAUCUAUCAUUUACAUAGUUUGAUGUCUGGGGCAUUUUUCAAGGACUCUCCAUCAAUAUCUCCAGCUUGAAGAUGAACUUAGAACCUUUGUCUCUUCAAUCAUAUGAGACAUGAUGGCUUUUAAUAGUUGUACAAAAUUUGUUAAACGGUCUUUUCUUAAUACUAUUGACUGUACUUAGGUAAUCUGUUGGGGGCAAUCUUACUCUUAUAAUUUUGACUGCAAUAAGAUGUGAUCAGUAGUCUCUUCUUCCUUGUCAUUAACAAGCAUUUCUCAUUUUGAGAUAUGUAAUCUAAACAACAUGAGAUAAAAACUGAGUUGGAAAGGCCAUGCUGGAUAAAGUUUUCAUUAUUUUUUAUUAUUAUUAGAUAAAUUGUAACUAUGAUAACCUACUAUUAUAUUUUAAUAAUAUCCUUCCCUCUUUACCUCUCUUCUUCCAUUCUCCAUGAAGAAUUGUAGGAAGAGAAAUAGAAGAGGAAGGGAGAUAAGUGGCAAACGUGAGGUAAAUCAUCAUGUUAAGGGACGGUGGUAUGUUGCUGGUUUUCAUGUAUGUAUCAAGGGAUGUUGGUGGCAUAUCACUAGUAAGUUGGCUGGACUGGGAGAACAGUAGUAUGUUGUUGCCAAGUGUUUAUGUAUUAGCAGAGUUCAUUAGGAGAUCUGUAGUAAACUGGCAGGACUUAGGGUAAUAUCAUGUUGUUGCUGGAUUUUUUAUUUAUUUAUUUAUUUUUUUUAUAUACUGAUAUGAAGCUUCAGCACUGAACUGAUGUGUGUUCAGGUUAAAUACUAAGCUUGAGUACUGAGUUGGUGUGUGUGUGUGUAUCAAGAGUGUAGGAGGAGGAGCAGGGUGGAGAGACAGAUGUGCACACACACGCAAGGCCAUAUGUGAGGCAGCCGUCCAUGUGGUGCAUCCAAGGCCACACGGAUGCUGACAGAUGCCUCCAAUGUGACCUUAAGACAUACAGGAUACACCUUAGAGGUUCAGUAUGUGUGCAUAACCAUACAUACACCAACACACACAUCACACACACUAGUAGUAGCCUUGCCAGCACCCUUUUGAGGUGUGUGGGGGUGCAACACAGCCCUCUCACCAGUCCUACCUCGCCCCUCCCCCUUCCCUGCUGUGUCGCCCUCAUCUUGGCACUCCAUUACAAGCAGUGCCAAGGGCGGGGCACCCAAGAGCCUCAUCAGCUAUCCAAAGAACAAGGCUGCGCCCAAAACACUUAGGUUACCGCUGCCUUUGGAGAGAUUAAAGAAGAAAAUACAAAACUGUGUGACGCUGUAGAAUCGCAUAAUUAAAAGUAGUGAAAUGUUGUUACGUUACUGAGCUGAUUGGUGAUGCAAAAUAAAUAAUACUGUGCCAUGAAUACAUUACGUUGCAUUGUUUGUGGUUAGCUGUUUGUGCAGUACUGGUGGAUGAGAGAGAGAGAGAGAGAGAGAGAGAGAGAGAGAGAGAGAGAGAGAGAGAGAGAGAGAGAGAGAGAGAGAGAGAGAGAUGAAAUACUAAGUUUGAGUGUGAGUGUGUUUAUAUGAGCAACUGUGGGUUUGUAAACAAUGUGGGAAGGACCACUUUGGAUCUGGUGAGGAGAGAGAGUGAAAGAGUGAGAGAGAAAGAGAAUGUUUGAGUUUAUAUUGUGUAGUGAGUGUGGGAGGACAUACUGUGGGCCUGUUGAGAGAGAGAGAGAGAGAGAGAGAGAGAGAGAGAGAGAGAGAGAGAGAAUAUUUGAGUUUAUAUUGUGGUGAGUGACUGUGGCUUUGUAAACAUACUGUGGGCCUGUGGAGAGAGAGAGAGAGAGAGAGAGAGAGAGAGAGAGAGAGAGAGAGAGAGAGAGAGAGAGAGAGAGAGAGAGAGAGAGAGAAUGCCAAACAAAUGUGUUGUGUGAAUGGAUGAGAGGAAGGGGUGCAUGUGUUGUCUCACUCACAGGGUUAAUAUUGUAUAUUCAUAAGAGAAGCUUUUACUGUGCAAUGAAUGCUAAUUUUUUAUCUCUUCUUCCCCUUUGUUUUUCUGAUUUGUAAAAGAAUACCGAAGUGUCUGAGCUGUGAGUGAGAGUAUGCAAGACAGGAGACAGUGUUGGCCACCUGCUCCCUCACUCUGUCUUAUCAUACAGUAACGUGUUCAUGAGCAUCAUAUUUAAGGUGUGUUCUAGGGUGUGUUUGGUCACCACAUGUCAGCCAACACUGGUGGAGCGAGGGAGCCAGUGGUCAUUGGCUAAGCAACACACUUAAAAGAUAUAUUUUCUCUGAUAUGUGUUGCACUUUAAAAGUGUAAUAAAAUGUACCCUUAU
This is a messenger RNA of Scylla paramamosain (green mud crab), 8708 nucleotides long. Its product is annotated as N-alpha-acetyltransferase 30-like. Gene Ontology annotation, biological process: N-terminal peptidyl-methionine acetylation. The transcript has 5 exons. NCBI's taxonomy places the organism in Eukaryota, Metazoa, Arthropoda, Malacostraca, Decapoda, Portunidae. The coding region runs from base 212 to 1312 and encodes 366 amino acids. The record is from RefSeq and is a predicted model, not a curated record. Gene Ontology annotation, molecular function: protein-N-terminal amino-acid acetyltransferase activity. Gene Ontology annotation, cellular component: NatC complex.